Molecule: messenger RNA, 1194 nt
Organism: Hansenula ciferrii
Lineage: Eukaryota; Fungi; Ascomycota; Saccharomycetes; Phaffomycetales; Wickerhamomycetaceae
Gene: SRF1
Product: phospholipase D regulator
Exons: 1
Coding region: 1-1194 (397 amino acids)
Biological process (GO): positive regulation of catalytic activity
Cellular component (GO): fungal-type vacuole; cell periphery
Source: RefSeq, a predicted model, not a curated record
AUGUCAUCAAAUCAACGUUAUAAAAACCAUAAUGAUAUAGAAGCACAAAAUCAAAAUAAUCAAUUACCUAUAGUUCAAGUUGAUACUGUUGGAGAUGAUGAAAAUAUUUCAAAUUUAACAAAAGCUCAUUUAAAUCCUAAAAUUAAACCAAAUAUUAAUUCUCAAUUAAAUUCAUCAAAUCCUUAUAGUCAAAUAAGUAAUUAUUCACAUGAGGCAACCACAGUACCACCUUAUGUUCUUUAUGGGAUUGCCAAUUCUUCAAAACCUCAAGACUCUAGGAAAACUUAUGAUAAUACUGCUCAUAUUGGUCAAACUGUUCAAGAUCCAUUUAUUUCUUCAUUAAAUAAUAAUUGGGGUACUUUUUUCCAAACUGUUAAUAAUACUCCAUCUUAUGCUGAAGGUAUUUUAAAUCAUGAUAAAGAAGCUUUGAAAAAUUUACCUGAUUUAUCUGGGAAAUGGGGUGGUGAUGAAAGAUUAAGACAUUAUUUGAAUAAUGAAAAUUUUAAUAAUGAUGAUGCAACUUUAAAUGAAAAGAAAAAUUGGUAUUCAAAAUCAAGUAAUAAAUCUUCUGCUUCUUCAUCUGAUAGUAAUGAUUAUUUAAAAACAAGAUCAAAAGCUGGUUAUUGGAUGUCGACUGAUAGAAGAAGUGAAUGGAAACCAACAAUUAAAAGAUUAUUUUUAUAUAAUAACUAUAUUCCAUUAAUUUUAAGAAUUAUUAUAAUCAUUUUAAGUAUUGUUGCAUUGGCUUUAUCAACAAGUAUAUUUAGACAAUCAAGAAAAAAUUUCAAAUUAUCAAGUGAUGAUGGUGAAAGUACUUUAACUCAACAACCAAGUACUAUAAUGGCAAUUUGUGUUCAAUCUAUUGCAAUGGUUUAUUUGAUUUAUAUCUCAUAUGAUGAAUUUAAUGCAAGACCUUUAGGUAUUAGAAAUCCACUGGAAAAAAUUAGAUUAAUUCUUUUAGAUUUAUUAUUUAUUAUUUUUUCAAGUGCAAAUUUAUCUUUAGCUUUUAAUACUUAUUAUGAUGCAAGAUGGGUUUGUUCUGUUGAUGAAUUAUCAAGAUAUUUAAGAGUUGAUUCUAUUUGUGAUAAACAAAGAGCUUUAAGUGCUUUUCUUUUCAUGGUUUUAGUUAUGUGGGUUGCAACUUUUACUGUUAGUAUUUUAAGAGUUGUUGAAAGAGUUUCUUCACCAAGUUGA